Molecule: messenger RNA, 3559 nt
Organism: Xiphophorus hellerii (green swordtail)
Lineage: Eukaryota; Metazoa; Chordata; Actinopteri; Cyprinodontiformes; Poeciliidae
Gene: erlin1
Product: ER lipid raft associated 1
Exons: 12
Coding region: 132-1136 (334 amino acids)
Biological process (GO): SREBP signaling pathway
Cellular component (GO): endoplasmic reticulum; endoplasmic reticulum membrane
Molecular function (GO): cholesterol binding; ubiquitin protein ligase binding
Source: RefSeq, a predicted model, not a curated record
GGAAGUCCCAGCCCAGCCCAGGAGCGCUGACAGAAAGCUGCGGGAGGAGGAGGCGGUGUGAGGGGGAUGGGUCGCUGAAAGAUAAAACCAGAGGUGGAGACGGUUCGAUAUUGUGGUGACAGCAAGUGAGGAUGACGAUGCCGCAUGUAGGGGCAGUAUUUUCAGCAAUGGCAGGGAUGAUGGCCAUCCUUUUGCACUCCUCUAUUCACAAGAUAGAGGAAGGACACCUUGCUGUUUACUACAGAGGUGGCGCAUUGCUGACCUCUCCCAAUGGCCCAGGAUAUCACAUUAUGCUGCCUUUCAUCACCACAUACAGAUCAGUGCAGACUACGCUUCAGACCGAUGAGAUCAAGAAUGUGCCUUGUGGAACAAGUGGCGGCGUGAUGAUUUAUUUUGACAGGAUAGAAGUGGUUAACAUGUUGGUCCCUACAGCAGUGGUGGAUAUUGUUAGGAACUACACAGCCGAUUAUGACAAAACUCUAAUUUUCAACAAGAUUCACCAUGAACUGAACCAGUUCUGCAGCGUGCACACUCUGCAGGAGGUCUACAUUGAGUUGUUUGAUAUUAUAGAUGAGAAUCUGAAGACUGCAUUACAGAAAGAUCUUAAUGCGAUGGCACCUGGACUAACAAUUCAGGCAGUCCGUGUUACCAAGCCAAAGAUCCCAGAAUCUAUCAGGAGAAACUUUGAACUCAUGGAGGCUGAAAAGACCCGCCUGUUAAUAACGGCGCAGACUCAGAAAGUGGUAGAAAAAGAAGCAGAGACCGAAAGGAAGAAAGCCAUUAUUGAGGCUCAAAAGGUUGCUCAAGUAGCAGAGAUCCAGUACAAGCAGAAAGUCAUGGAGAAAGAGACGGAGAAGAAGAUUUCUGAAAUAGAAGACGCUGCUUUCCUGGCAAGGGAGAAGGCGAAGGCUGAUGCAGAAUACUACACUGCUGCCAAAUCUGCAGAAGCAAACAAGCUGAAAUUGACACCGGAAUACCUGGAGCUCAUGAAGUACCAGGCCAUAGCGGCCAACAGUAAGAUCUACUUUGGCCAGGACAUUCCUAACAUGUUUGUGGAGGGGACGAACGGCGCCACUAAACCCGUGCCCUCGCCUAUUUUACACAACGCUGAACCAGAACUGCCUAAAGCCAAGUAAAAGUCUCAGUGAGUCCACAGCUGAGCCUCUGCACAGGGCAGGACGACCUGAUGCAAAGCGAUCUUGUCACUGAACAUGUGUUGCUUUGCCGCUAGUUUGGUGAACAGCACACUUCAGUCUUAAAUCUACAUGGCAAAGAGACAGAAAGCGAAAAGUAAGAGUUUGGGAUACAGUGUGAGUCUUACUAGGAAAGAGAACGAUGCCGUCUUUAUGUCUGGGAAGGUGACAGAAAGUACUUACACCUGCUUUUUUUUUCCUAUUUUAAUUUUUUUAUUUUUUUUAAAUCAGUGCAGCGUUUAACUUUGCUUUUGGAGCCAUUUUCAUGACAUAUGUGCAGCAGCUGUGAUUUGUGAUCGCCAUGAGUUACUGGUUUUCCAACCUCUGGUUUAGCUACAUUGAAACUUGACUGGUGACACUAAUUAAGUUGAUGGAGACGGUUUCUAAGUAAUUAAAGUCAUCUGUGCCAUUUGUUUUCUUUUAACAAGUUAGUGGUUAGCUGUGCUCUCUUAAUCCACGCCUGAGAACCAAUUGAUUAACGCCUCAUGUCCCAUGCUGCUCAUGGUGAAGUUUUGACACUUAGUCUGGUUGAAUACAGAUGUUUCAACAUUAAAGAUACAAUAAAAAUAAUCCCAGCUGUUAAUCUUCCUUUGACUCAGAGAUCUUGAAGCUUUGUGGAGGAGAGUAGUGGAUAAAUCAGAUUGUUGGCUGUUUGCUUUAUUUUUAUGGAUGAUUUUUUUGUAAUCUGUUGGUUUGCUGACUUUCUGUGACACUUACUGUGAAGGAAAAGGGACAUAACUCAUAUUUUUUGUUUUAUGAAACUAAAUUAAGAUGCUUAACAGGGAGUAAAUCAGUAGAGGUGUGGGAAUUUGUUUUGUCAGGAUGUCGGCAUGCUUGUUUGGUUUUGAUUAACAGGGCUAUGCAUGUUUUAUUUUCUUUUGUUGUUUUUUUAAUUCAGAUAAAUAGAACCCAUGACUUUCUCCUUAUACAGCUUGUUCAGAUAUAAUUAAAUGUAAAUUCUCAGGACGUUUUAUUUUAUUCUAAUCAUUGUUUGAUUUAUUAUUCAGCAACGCUUUGCUUUUACGUAAAAAAGAAAAAGUAAAACAAAAAAUUGUAUUCAAGCCUAAACUGAACGACUGAUGGUGAAUGUUUGAUUGCACCUAACACCUUUUUGUAUGCAGUCAACUCACAGUAGCUGUCUAUAUUGUGAGGAUAAGGUUUUGUUGAGGUUGAAUUAAUUGCGUAAAUCUUCCAAUUUUGUCAUUGUUUACUUUCUCUGCUCUUAAAACUUGACUGGAAACUUCUGAUAAUUUGCUGAUGAUUGUAAUGUUGAUGGGUUUUCAGGGUCUAAUGGCAACACACAGCUCCUGAUUAGUAAUAAGCUGUUAAACAUACAGUUGUGCUCAAAAUAUAAGCAGUGGGUUUAAAACGGAACGUUUUUAACCUUAACUUUGCUUUCCAUUCAUCGGAAUUAUUAUUUUUGUUCUCAAUUACUAUUGAGAACAAAAAUAAUCGAACUUGCUAUAACUCUACAGAAAGUGAGGCUAAGGGAAUAUUAGAAUCUUCAAACUCAAACAUUUAAUGCAAAAACUGAAGAAAAUUCUUGAGGUCUCUUUGACUCGCUGGAAUAAUAUUUAGUUGUUCAUCAUUGUUCCUAAGUGCUUCACAUCUGGAGUCUACUUCUGGUUCCUGUGGUCACGUAUUCCAGCCUCCUCAGCUUAGGAAAGUGUUUGGUGGUUAACUGUUUUGUCUCUUUGUCCACAUCUUUCUGGUUUUGGGUUCAAUUAUAAAGCAUUUAAGAUCAUUUUAGCAAAGCAGCCACCAUUUAACACACUGUUUCCUUUUUUCCAAGUCAACUUUUUAAUCAAAUUACUAUGAAAAUAUUUCUGUUGUACUCAGGUUCCAUUGACCAAUAUUUCAUACCUGCAAACUGAAAGCCCGCAACUUCUGCCCUUAAACAAGGGCUGCUCUCUUAAUUAAUAAUUAAUGACUCAGUAACAUGAACACUCAUGGCUGUUGUCUCUGUUGGUUUUCUAUUACUCCACUACACCUGCCAGCAAAUUAUUAGCUUUCACCCAGAACAGUGAUUGAUCUAGUUAGUGAUGUUGCACUGCUAUUAUUUUCAACACAACUGUGUUUGUUCAGUUUGAUUGUAAUUUAAUUUUAAUCUAGUCCCAGGAACAAGCAGCUUCAUUUCAAGAUAAAGGCUGAAAUUGCAAGUUGGUGCUAGAAUUUAAUGGGUUUUUGGGUUUGUUAUUCUUUUCUUUCACUUUAGGCUUCUUUAACUUUAAUCAUCUUUUGCUAUACAGAAUUCAAGCCUUAAUUAUUAAAGGGGGUCACUCCCAGAGAUACACUCACAGACUGAAACAUUUAGUUAGUCCUAUAAACUAAAAAAUGGCACCACCUGGAUUCUAGUUGACUGAAAA